Lampris incognitus (smalleye Pacific opah) is the source of this 3172-nucleotide messenger RNA. RefSeq names its product E3 ubiquitin-protein ligase Midline-1-like. The record is from RefSeq and is a predicted model, not a curated record. Bases 195 to 2264 code for a protein of 689 amino acids. The transcript is spliced from 10 exons. Lineage: Eukaryota; Metazoa; Chordata; Actinopteri; Lampriformes; Lampridae. Gene Ontology annotation, molecular function: protein binding; zinc ion binding.
AGAGGGAGAAAGAGGGAGAAAGAGGGAGAGAGGGGGACGAGAGCGCUCCUGACGCCAAAGCCAGUCCGCUCUUUCGCAUCCUUUUCACUCUUAUUUGUGGACGAUGGGAUUGUAAUCAUGUGGAAGACGGCUGAGCGACUCUUCUGGAUUUCGCUGACGCUGCGCCUGGUCCCGCCUGGCCUCCUCUGAGCAGGAUGGACACUCUGGAGUCAGAACUGACCUGCCCAAUCUGCCUGGAGCUGUUCGAGGACCCGCUGCUGCUCCCCUGCGCCCACAGCCUCUGCUUCGGCUGCGCCCACCGCAUCCUCGUCUCCAACUGCACCACCAACGAGUCUGUUCAGAGCAUCGCUGCCUUCCAGUGCCCCACCUGUAGAUAUGUCAUCUCUCUCAGUCCUCAGCGUGGACUAGACGGACUCAAGAGAAACGUGACCCUGCAGAACAUUAUCGACCGCGUCCAGCGCGCCUCCUCCUCCUCCGGGCUGCCCUUGCCGCUGCCCUUGCCCGUGACCCACAGCGGGCCCAACUCCCCCAGCGAGGAAGGGAGCAACCGGUUGGCGCUGGUCCCUGUCAGCGCCGCCAUGUCCAGCCCGGGCACGCCUCCGGAGCCGGUCCAGUGCCAGUUCUGCGAGCAAGACCCGCCCCAGGACGCCGUCAAGACGUGCGUGACGUGCGAGGUGUCGUACUGCGACGAGUGCCUGCGCGCCACCCACCCGAACAAGAAGCCGUUCACCGGCCAUCGGCUCAUCGAGCCCAUGCCCGACUGCCACCUCCGGGGGCUCCAGUGUCUGGAACACGAGGAGGAGAAGGUGAACAUGUACUGCGUCACCGACGACCAGCUGAUCUGCUCGCUGUGCAAACUGGUGGGGCGGCACAGAGACCACCAGGUGGCGGCGCUGAGCGACCGCUAUGAGAAACUCCGGCAAGCCUUGGAUUCCAACCUGGGUAAUUUGAUCAAAAGGAACAAUGAGCUGGAGACCCUCAUGGGGAAACUUAUCCAGACAUGUCAACACGUGGAGGUGAACGCAUCCCACCAGGAGGGCAAGCUGAUGGAGGAGUGUGACCUCCUGAUUGACAUCAUUCAGCAGAGGAGACAGAUCAUUGGCAGCAAGAUCAAAGAGGGGAAGACCCAGAGGCUGAGGAAGCUGGCACAGCAGAUCUCAAAUUGUAAGCAGUGCAUCGAGAGGUCCUCGGCCAUCAUCACUCAAGCUGAUCAGACGCUGAAAGAGACGGACCACGCUCGCUUCCUGCAGACCGCCAAGAACAUCACGGAGAGGGUUUCCAUGGCUACCGCAUCCACCCAGGUGCUGAUACCUGAGAUAAACGUGACGGACACGUUUGACACUUUCGCUCUGGACUUCAGCAGAGAGAAGAAAAUGCUGGAGAACCUGGACUACCUCACAGCUCCGAGUGCCCCCGGCAUCAGGGAGGAGCUGUGCACGGCCUCCUAUGACACCAUCACCGUCCACUGGACGUCUGAUGACGAAUUCUCCGUGGUGUCCUACGAGCUCCAGUACGCCAUAUUCACCGGGCAGGCGAACAUCGCCAGUCUGUGCAACUCACUGGACAGCUGGAUGAUCGUGCCGAACAUCAAGCAGAACCACUACACGGUGCACGGGCUGCAGAGUGGCACCAAGUACAUCUUCGUCGUCAAGGCCAUUAACCAGGCGGGGAGCCGAAGCAGUGAGCCAGGGACCCUCAAGACCAACAGCCAACCUUUCAAACUGGACCCCAAGUCGGCCCACAGGAAGCUGAAGAUCUCGCACGACAACCUGACGGUGGAGCGGGACGAGACCACGUCGAAGAAGGGCCACAGCCAGGAUCGCUUCUCCAGCCAGAGCAGCUACGGGGUGGUGGGCAACGUCUACAUCGACAGCGGCCGCCACUACUGGGAGGCCCUGAUCGGCGGGAGCACAUGGUAUGCUGUGGGCAUUGCCUAUAAGUCGGCCCCAAAGCACGAGUGGAUUGGUAAAAACUCUGCCUCCUGGGUGCUUUGCCGCUGCAACAACUCGUGGGUGGUGCGCCACAACAGCAAGGAGCUGGCCAUCGAGCCCUCUCCGCACCUGCGGCGCGUGGGCGUCCUGCUGGACUACGACGCCGGGUAUCUGACAUUCUACGACGCCGUGGCCUCCCAGCAUCUCCACACUUUCCAUGUGUCUUUUGUCCAGCCUGUGUGUCCUGUGUUCAAUGUCUGGAACAAGUGUUUGACGGUCCUCACGGGUCUGCCCAUCCCCGAUCACCUCGAGGGCUUGGAGCCCCGCAGCUAAAAACUUCAUCUGGAAUAAUACCCGGACUGCACCGGUCCAAAUUAGACUGUGUUAGAGAGACAGAGAACACAUGCCUUCAACCUUGUUCAAGUCACUGACAAAGUCACAUGAGAUAGAAAUGAUUUGUUAUGAUCGUGGGACACAAAACUGAGACUGAUACUUGAAAAGCUCCUGGUAAAUAAGAACGAUAGAAAAAGAACCGAGGCACUUUUGGGCCCCAAUUGGGCCAUGACAUAAAGGCCACAAGGAAUGAAGCCACAAGUUGAACAUUCUUUCUCGAUCCCCCCCCCCCCAUCAUCUUGUCAAAUCUAGCACUUUGAAUUAAACCCAGAAAAAAUAUAACAAUAUUCACAUACACACACAGACCAUGAAUUACUUCAGCCAAUCAUACUAGAUGUAACAAUGAAUAAUUGAUGUAUAUUUUGUAAAUUUAUAGCAUUUACUCCUGACUACCCUUUAUUCUUAAAAAAAAAACCCAAACCAAAGUAGUCAUAACUGUCUCCUCAGAUGUCUUAAAACACGCCUUUCUAUGUUAAUGGCUGGCUAUUAAUUAUUUGCAAAAGCAAUCAGAGAAAUAUAGCUUCGGAAACGGCAUUCACUUCAAAAUUGUUCCCAUAGAUGUCUUCCUUGUGUUUGCACAUUGUUCAUAUUUAUUUAAAGUCCUGUAAGAAAUGCCUUGGAAAGCCCAAUUCAGUCUGGUGCAAUUAACAUAAAUGAAUAUCAGUAAAGUAUUGUUUUGUGUUUAUUUCAUGUUUUGACAGUUAGCCCUGUUCUCCCGCCCGUUAAUUUUUUUUGUUUUGUUGCGUUAACCAUAUUGUGCGAAAUGUGUUGCGGUUGUAGCCUUAGGUUACUGUUGGAGCUAAUGGGUGAUGAGCAUUGUGUUUUCUUUUGCUACAUGACAAAACGUU